UGGCUAGAGAGAGAGAGAGAGAGAAAUCACUGUUGGUUGGAGCUUGACUUAAGGGUCUCUCUGCCCGCUGAGGCAUUCACAUCCCGGAGCUCAUGUGGUAACAUCCAGCUGUGCUUGGCACCACCUACAAAGUGGCCUGAACGCAGGGUGUAGCAAAGACAGACAGGGUGCAUUUAUGCCUGAGACAAAAAAGGGUUUCUACUAGAAAGAGAGACUUAGUAGCAGGUGAGAAAUCCAGCAGCAGGGACCAAGAGACCAACAACCGAAGAAGUCUGAUCUAUUAACGUAACACUUCCAACUUCACUGACAUGGCAGCAAUGGAAGCGAUGGAGUGCUCCAGCGCUCAGCUGGAGCCACAGUCCCUCACGGAGAUCUCAGACGACGAGGUCAACAUUCCACACUCGGAAGAUGAAGACGAUGUCCUCGCUGCGGCAAAGAAAGAGCUGUCCGCCAUGGAAACAGAGGGGGAGGCCGCCGAAGACAAGGAUGAGUCUGGCAAGUCAGACCAGCAGGUGAACGGGGUGCUGGUGCUGUCUUUGCUUGACAAGAUCAUCGGUGCCGUGGACCAGAUCCAGCAGACCCAGAGCGGGCUGGAGGCCAGGCAGCAAGAGAUGGAGCGCUCGGUGACCGACAUCCAGGGCGAGCUCACUAAGCUGUCCAAGAACCACAGCACCACGUCCAACAGCGUCAACAAGAUGAUGGAGAAAGUGCGGAAGGUGAGCGUCAACGUCAAGACUGUGAGAGCCACCUUGGAGAAGCAAGGGGGACAAAUCAAGAAGCUGGAGACCAACGAGGCCGAGCUCCUGAAGAGACGCAACUUCAAAGUCAUGAUCUACCAGGACGAAGUCAAGGUUCCCUCAAAACUCAAUGUGUCCAAAUCCAUGCGGGUCUCUGAGUCCGUAUCGGGGAGCAGAGGAGGGAGCGUGCUCGAGCUCAAGGAAGCUGCGGAGGAGGAGGCGGAAGAAGGAGACAAGGAGAACAAGCCCACCGUAGACCUGUCCUCGGACGAGGAGGGAGUGACGAUCGAGGACGUCCUCGAAGAGACCCGUGCUGAGCGCAUCAAGCGUAGCAGUCUGCAGCGUGUACAGACCCUGAAGACAGUGUUCUCCAAGGAGAAGAUGGAUAAGACCAGGGCGAAAACCAAGGAAAACCUGGAGAGGACCAAGCAAAAAACCAAGGACAAUCUGGAGAGGACAAAGCAGAAGACGAAAGCCAAUCUGGAGAAGACCAAGCAGAAAACUAAGGAGAACAUCGAGAAUACUAAGCAAAAGGCUAAGGAGAACCUGGAGAAGACCCGGCACAACAUCGAGAAGAAGAUGGGAAAGCUAGGAACACGCAUGAGCGUCAAUCCCGAACGCAAGCAGAAACUCCAGACAUCCCGUGACAAGAUGCAGAAAGCCUUCACGCCGGACCACGUGGUUUACGCCCGGUCCAAGACCGCCGUGUACAAGGUGCCGCCUUUCACCUUCUGCGUCAAGAAAGUCCGCGACGGCGCCGUCGAGGUCGUCCAGGGCACCGAGAUGGUGGAGGUCUCCCAGAACGCCGAGCUCUUCGACCGAGCGGACGCGGAGCUCGAGGGAGGGGCGGCGGAGGUCGAGAUGGAGAUGAUGAACGGCGGAGGGGAGGAUGAAGACGAAGACGAGGACGAGGACGACGAGGAGGAGGAGGAGGAGGAGGACGAAAGCCACGAUGCCGGGGAGGAUAACGAGGAUAAAGACAGAGACAGCGACUAGAUAAAGAACGAGGAGUUUUAACUCCUGUAAAAAAAAAAAAAAAAAAAAAAAAAAAAUUUAAAUAAAAAUAAUAAAAAAUCCCCCCAAAAAGAAUCCAACGUAAGGAUUGAACAGAUCUGCUCUCUCCUCCUUCAAUUGUUACGUUGCGUCUCGUUCCUUCGGGACUCAAAGCGGUCGCGUGUUCAUUUCAACUAAUUUUCAACUAACCACUCUCACACUCUGACCCUCCUACGACGAAGGCCUCGUCGAGCUUCCCUUUUUUGAGCAGAACGCGCGUCAGGAGACAAGCUGCCUCCGGACGCCCCUACUGCACCUCGCGCUUUCGGACGUUCUGCCCUUAAAGCAGUGUUGUUUCCAGCGCCGCGUCCAAUAGACACAAACGAGGCAUCGCUCGAUGGCGGUCGAGCAUUUGCAUCGGCCUCGAGCAAAAAUAAUCAUCCUCAAAUGAAAAGGGACGACGCGUCGCGGCCCUGAUCUUUUUCAAAAUGAAGGCCUUAACGGCAUCGGUUGCCUCGCUUCACCUUCUCUAUUACAAACGGCGGGGAACAAUUUGCGAGCUUUAGCUUUUGAAAGCGUUCCGCUUCCGGAGCAAGGAAUUCAAUCGCAUCUGACGGGCGGCCCGCAAUCGAAUCGUUUCCAAAAUGGCUGACAGGAAGAGGACCGGCUUCCGCAGAACUUCACCGUCAAACGGGUAUUCCAACUGAAAACAUUGAAAUGAAAUCGGGCAUGCGCAUUCAUGUUCCGCUGCGCCCUCGCGCUAUGACGCGGAUCCUGAGAUCCAGAGAAUGACGAUCAGAUCAUCGUUUUAACUGUCGUCCACAUUUUCCGGUAUUUGUCGUCUCUUUCUUGCUUCGUAUCUUAAAGGUUGCGCGCGGAGUCACGUGAGUCCGUUGCAAACGCAGAUUGCGCCAUCCUGCAGCCUGCUGCUGCCCCCUGGCGCUCGACCAUCAAAUUGCCACAUCAAGUCCAACAAUUCCCACAUUUGUGUGACCAAUGCCUAUUCAACUGUAUGAUUGGUUCUCGUGGGGUCAAACUCCUAUUAACUAACUAGAUUAAUGUACGUUUUGCGAUGACUGCCUUCCUUUGGGCAAGAUCAAAUAUAAGUCGAUUUUCCAAAAUAACUCAAGCAUGGAGGAGGGAGGGAGGAAGUGGGAUGUGGCCAAUUAGGCUGGGGGAGGAACAGAACAUUCUGUAAACUGGAUGAAAUGUCAAGUUCUACAGUACUUUUCUCGUCGAAGCUUGUUUCUAGUCCAGGAGGAAGUGUGUUUCAGUUGUGUUUGAUUUUGUAAAUAAUCACAGUGCCGUUCAUAAGGCAUAAAGUACAUUUUUUUUUUGCAUACAGCUGCCGGCACAUACCUUGCCUUUAGAAGUUUCUUGACACGCUUAUGAGAGAAGAUCAAAUAUUUCAGCUUUUUUAAUGCACAAUUUAUCUUAGUGGUUUCGUGAUCGGCACUUCGAAGUGAAUUAACAUUGUUGUAACUGAUUAUUGUACAAUGUUUCUUUCCUUAACCACUAAUUAAUUAAUAAAAGCUAUUUAGUUCA
Phycodurus eques (leafy seadragon) is the source of this 3275-nucleotide messenger RNA. RefSeq names its product caveolae associated protein 1b (gene cavin1b). Gene Ontology annotation, biological process: termination of RNA polymerase I transcription; transcription initiation at RNA polymerase I promoter. Bases 309 to 1733 code for a protein of 474 amino acids. The transcript is spliced from 2 exons. NCBI's taxonomy places the organism in Eukaryota, Metazoa, Chordata, Actinopteri, Syngnathiformes, Syngnathidae. The record is from RefSeq and is a predicted model, not a curated record. Gene Ontology annotation, molecular function: rRNA primary transcript binding. Gene Ontology annotation, cellular component: caveola; cytoplasm.